GAGUUGAGUUCAGACGUUUGUCCUCGUCAACGCUGUGUGCAAAAAUAGUUCAAAGCGAGCCAUAGAUACAUUUUCCCAAAACACACACACACACACACACAUACACACACCGAUUUCUGUGUUUAUGAAGUAAUAUAAACUAAGAAAAAGAACACACAAAAUUAUUGGAACCUAAAAUCGUAGUAACAAUGUCAAAAGUUAAAGCCAAAGGCAAAACAAACAAACGAACAAUUUCCAAACCAAACACAUAAAAUGAGACAAGUCGCCUGCAACAACAACAACAACAACAACAACAACAAAAACAACAUCAAGAGCAAAAACAACAACAAGUGGCGCUGGUUACAGGUCGAGGACAAUAAAGGCGCCGUGGUACAAUAACAAUAAGCAGGACAUAAAACAGGCAAUGGAAUGGAGCGUCUAUUUGGAUGACGAACUGAAGGACCGUAAGCCAGAGAUAAAGAUGAACAGCAUACCGAACAGAGCCUAGGCACGCAUACGCAGCACAUAAAAUGUGCACACUGAACAAACGUAAAAUGCUCAACGACCAGAGAGAAAAGUAAUUAAAAGAAUAUAAAAAAAAAGCAGACAGGCUUUAAGAAGAAGGCAAACAGAAAGUUAACGGACGAGCGCAGCAGAACGGAGGUGGGCUAACAACAACAACAACUUUGGAGCAGCAACUGGCAAUUGAUGUGGCCGAGGACAACAGCGCGCAGCAGAGGAACAACCGACACGAGAGCAACAGCGAGGCAGCAGCAGGAGCAGCAGGAGGCAGUUAGAGCAGGAACAGACACAGGAACAGGAACAGUGGCUCAUGCCAGUCUGGCCAUACCGAGUCCAAUUGAACUUGAAUCUAUAUCGGAUUCGGUUGUGUUGUGUCAGCUUCUGAUGCUACUCGUGCUGGCAUUGUUCUGGUUGAGCUACGCCUGGCCGCGCAGUCAAACGAUCUCGCACUGGCAGCGCAUGCAUUGAGACACAGGCAACAGGCAGACAAUUUGCAAAGUUAAACGCACAGAUAACACACACACACACACACACACAACACAACACAACAUACACUCACACGCAUGCACUGAUGUACUGACUGAAUGCCUCGCUGCCUAAAACAACCAACUAACUCACUGACUGAGAGACUAGAGCGCCACAAGAGAUAAGAGAAGUUAAGGAAGAAGCUAGCUAAAGCAGAAGACUCAAAUCAACUGUACCAGAGGAAGCAGAAGAAGCUUUACUUAACUAAUUACUGCAACUGUAACUAAAACAUCAACUAAAACUUACUUUAUAAACAACAACCAAAAAAAUAUAAAACAAAGCAAACCUUUUUAAUGCCACGCAACUAACUAAAGCAAACGACAACAACAACAAGAAAAUUUUUAACUAAGCAAUAAUUCGCAACCACGACUACCAAUAACCAACCUUCCAAACUUUGUGACUUUGCCACGCACCACAACAACAACAACAACAACAACAAAAGCAACAACAACUUGCACCACCAUGAGUGUUUCAGCAAUGGAUAAAUUAACUAUACUGACGCCCCGCACCCGCACACCCCUGCUAACAAUUUGGCUGGCCAUUAACAUGGCGCUAAUCGUACAGGAGACGGGCCCCAAACGGAGCACCACAGUGCAGUCUGCAACUGGCGGCGGCAGCAUGUUGGGUGACGUAAACAUAUCCGCUAUACUCGACUCCUUUAGUGUUAGUUAUGACAAAAGAGUAAGACCCAAUUAUGGUGGACCUCCUGUCGAAGUCGGAGUCACCAUGUAUGUGCUAUCAAUCAGCUCGCUCUCAGAAGUGAAAAUGGACUUUACAUUGGAUUUUUACUUUCGUCAAUUUUGGACCGAUCCUCGUUUAGCGUAUAGAAAACGACCUGGUGUAGAAACACUAUCGGUUGGAUCAGAAUUCAUUAAGAAUAUUUGGGUACCUGACACCUUUUUUGUAAAUGAAAAACAAUCAUAUUUUCACAUUGCAACAACCAGUAAUGAAUUCAUUCGCGUGCAUCAUUCUGGAUCGAUAACAAGAAGUAUUAGAUUGACUAUCACCGCAUCGUGUCCCAUGAAUCUGCAGUAUUUCCCAAUGGACCGUCAACUGUGUCACAUUGAGAUCGAAAGCUUCGGCUACACGAUGCGUGACAUACGCUAUAAAUGGAACGAAGGCCCUAACUCGGUUGGUGUCUCGAGCGAGGUAUCGCUGCCCCAGUUUAAGGUCUUGGGUCAUCGUCAAAGGGCAAUGGAGAUCAGUCUUACCACAGGCAACUAUUCGCGCUUAGCCUGCGAAAUACAAUUCGUGCGUUCGAUGGGCUAUUAUCUUAUACAAAUCUACAUACCCUCUGGACUGAUCGUUAUUAUAUCAUGGGUAUCAUUUUGGCUCAAUCGCAAUGCAACGCCGGCGCGUGUGGCGCUCGGUGUGACAACCGUGUUGACAAUGACCACUUUGAUGUCGUCAACAAACGCAGCGCUGCCAAAGAUUUCGUACGUCAAAUCGAUUGACGUCUAUCUGGGAACAUGCUUCGUUAUGGUCUUUGCCAGUCUACUGGAAUACGCCACCGUCGGCUAUAUGGCAAAACGAAUUCAAAUGCGAAAACAAAGAUUUAUGGCGAUCCAAAAGAUAGCUGAGCAGAAAAAGCAACAGUUAGAUGGUGUGCAGCAGCAGGCCAAUCCGAAUCCGAAUGUCGGAGGCGGACCCGGUCCUGAGCAUGGACAUGGGCAUGGUCAUCAUGCCCACAGCCAUGGUCAUCCGCAUGCGCCCAAACAAACAGUGAGUAACCGCCCAAUCGGCUUUUCAAAUAUCCAACAAAACGUUGGUACGCGCGGUUGCUCGAUAGUGGGACCCUUGUUCCAGGAGGUGAGAUUCAAGGUCCACGACCCAAAGGCACACUCCAAGGGCGGCACAUUGGAGAAUACGGUAAAUGGCGGACGUGGCGGUCCCCAAUCGCAUGGACCCGGCCCAGCGCCCGGCGGCGCUGGUCCUGGCGGUGGCGGCGGCGGCGGUGGCGGUGGUGGCGGACCGCCAGAUGCUGGCGGUGAUCCGGAGGCGGCAGUCCCAGCACAUCUACUACAUCCGGGCAAAGUAAAAAAGGAUAUUAACAAAUUGCUGGGCAUAACGCCCUCGGAUAUUGACAAAUACUCGCGCAUUGUGUUUCCCGUGUGCUUUGUGUGCUUCAAUCUGAUGUACUGGAUUAUCUACCUGCACGUGAGCGAUGUCGUUGCCGACGAUCUUGUCCUGCUCGGGGAGGAAUAAAUGGCCACGCCCCCCAAGGAGGCGACGGCAACAAGUGACAACAGCGCACAAGAGAGUUAAACUGUGCAAGGCGCUGAAAAACAACAAAAAAAAAUAAAAACAACAAAAAAUUAAAGCAAAACAAAAAAAACAGAUGAUUAACCAAAAACUAAUUUUAACUAGCGAUAUGGAAAAAUGCAAAAGGCAACAUAUUAUUGUUAAAUACUAAAAAUAAAAAUUUAAAUAAUAACAAAAAAAAUAAAGACACACAUAUUACGGACGAGAGUAAAGAAUAUUGUUAAAUAGAUUUACGCAAAAUAAAAAAAAA
Messenger RNA from Drosophila virilis, 3538 nucleotides. RefSeq names its product Resistant to dieldrin (gene Rdl). Gene Ontology annotation, biological process: chloride transmembrane transport; signal transduction; nervous system process. Gene Ontology annotation, cellular component: plasma membrane; neuron projection; GABA-A receptor complex. Gene Ontology annotation, molecular function: GABA-A receptor activity; neurotransmitter receptor activity; extracellular ligand-gated monoatomic ion channel activity. Lineage: Eukaryota; Metazoa; Arthropoda; Insecta; Diptera; Drosophilidae. The record is from RefSeq and is a predicted model, not a curated record.